GUUUGACUAAUAAAAAAGAGAAUCUUAGCUGUGUGUUGUUGUGUGCAAGAAUGGACCACUUGGCCAGCUGUUAUUUACAUCAAUUAUUUUAAGUUAUCUGCACAGUGUUAUCCAUAACUACAAUACAGUGUUAGAUAGAUACACACAAUACAUACAAAAAAAUUAAACAAAGAAUUUCUUUCUUCACCUCACAUCAGUCAAUACAUACUGACCACUAUAUCUAUCUAUAUAUAUAACAACUUUUUUUUUCUUAAUUUUUUUAUUUAGCAGCUCCACUAUAAUAAAGAUAACUAAAAGCACAGUAUUUUCAGCACUCACUCUUCCCUUUUAGAUUUUCCCCCUUUUCCUUAAAUUAGGGUUUUAUUUUAUUUUAUUUUAAAUUAGGUAUAAAUUUGGCCUAAACAACUGGUUCUUCAAUUCUCAUGAAUUAUUUGUCUCUUGCUAUAUAAAUGCUUUUCCCUCUUUUCUUCAAUCAGUCCAGUUUGUAGUUUGCUUUGAGAAAUGGUUUCUAGAUCAUAUUCAAAUCUGAUGGACCUAGCUUCCGGCGAAGCUCAAUCGCCUUCCUUCACCCGCCUGAGCCGGCGAAUCCCCCGUAUUAUGACCGUCGCCGGAAUUAUCUCCGACUCCGACGACGGCUACUCCUCCUCCUCCUCCUCCGCCGCCCAACGCGACAGAAUCAUAAUCGUCGCUAACCAGCUCCCAAUCAAAGCCCACCGCAAAACCGACGGCGGCGGCGGCGGCGGCGGCGGAUGGACUUUCACCUGGGAUGAGGACUCAAUCCUCCUCCAGCUAAAAGACGGAUUAGCCCCCGACGAAAUCGACUUCAUCUACGUCGGCUGUCUGAAGGAAGACAUCCACCCAAACGACCAAGACGAGGUUUCUCAGAUACUCCUCGAAUCUUUCAAAUGCGUCCCUACUUUUCUGCCGCCCGAUCUAUUCAGCCGCUACUAUCACGGCUUCUGCAAGCAGCAGCUGUGGCCGCUCUUCCACUACAUGCUGCCGUUGUCGCCGGACCUAGGCGGCAGAUUCAACCGCUCUCUGUGGCAGGCGUACGUCUCCGUGAACAAGAUCUUCGCCGACAGGAUAAUGGAAGUAAUCAACCCCGAAGAAGAUUUUGUGUGGGUCCACGAUUACCAUCUAAUGGUGCUCCCCACUUUCUUGAGGAAGCGAUUCAACCGUGUAAAGCUCGGGUUUUUCCUCCACAGCCCUUUCCCAUCUUCGGAGAUUUACAAGACUUUGCCGAUAAGGGAGGAGCUUCUUCGAGCCAUGCUCAACUCCGAUUUGAUCGGUUUCCACACGUUCGACUACGCUAGGCAUUUUCUGUCGUGCUGUAGUCGAAUGCUGGGUAUAUCUUACGAGUCGAAAAGGGGUUACAUAGGGUUAGAAUAUUACGGUAGAACCGUAAGUAUCAAGAUUCUUCCGGUCGGGAUUCAUAUGGGCCAGCUUCAAUCGGUUUUAAGCCUACCCGAAACAGAAUCUAAAGUGGCGGAGCUUAUAAACCAAUUUAAGGGUAAGACGAUGUUGCUCGGUGUAGAUGAUAUGGAUAUAUUCAAAGGGAUUAGUUUGAAGCUAUUAGCGAUGGAGCAACUCUUGUCACAAAACCCGGAGAAAAAGGGUAAAGUCGUCUUAGUCCAAAUUGCAAACCCCGCACGAGGCAAAGGAAAAGACGUGAAGGAAGUUCAGGACGAGACUUUCUUAACGGUUAAACGAAUAAACGAGAAAUUCGGUGAACCGGGGUAUGAUCCGAUCAUAUUAAUUGAUAAACCGUUGAAGUUUUACGAGAGGGUUGCUUAUUACGUAGUGGCCGAAUGUUGUUUAGUUACUGCAGUUAGAGAUGGAAUGAAUCUUAUACCGUACGAGUACAUUAUCAGCCGACAAGGUAACGAGAAAUUGGACAAAGUUUUAGGGCUGGAAAAUUCGGCACCGAAAAAGAGCAUGUUAGUUUUAUCCGAAUUCAUCGGGUGCUCCCCUUCUCUAAGCGGGGCAAUCCGGGUCAACCCGUGGAAUAUCGAUGUAGUGGCUGAGGCAAUGGACUCUGCAAUUAUAAUGGCGGGCCCCGAAAAGCAACUAAGGCAUGAAAAACAUUAUAAAUAUGUGAGCACACACGAUGUGGCGUAUUGGGCUCGGAGUUUCUUGCAAGAUUUGGCGAGGACUUGUAAGGAUCAUGUUCGAAGGAGGUGUUGGGGAAUCGGGUUCGGGUUGAGUUUCCGGGUCGUUGCGCUUGACCCGAAUUUCCGAAAGCUGGCUGUGGAGCAUAUAGUUUCGGCUUAUCGAAGAACUACGAAGAGAGCUAUUCUUCUUGAUUAUGAUGGGACUUUGAUGCCUCAGAAUUCGAUUGACAAGAAACCGAGCUCGAAAACCCUUGAUAUUAUCAACACUUUAUCGAGAGAUAAGAAUAAUAUGGUCUUCAUUGUUAGCGGUAGAAGGAGAGAUACGUUAGAUGAAUGGUUUUCGUCUUGUGAGAGGCUUGGUAUUGCGGCUGAGCAUGGCUAUUUUAUGAGGAUGAAGAGAGACGAAGAAUGGGAAACGUGUGUGCCAGCUGUCGAAUGCAAUUGGAAGCAAAUAGCGGAGCCGGUGAUGCAGUUGUACACAGAGACAACCGACGGAUCGGUAAUUGAGUUUAAGGAAACUGCAAUGGGAUGGUGUUACGAAGAUGCGGACCCUGAUUUUGGAUCUUGUCAGGCGAAGGAGCUUCUUGAUCACCUCGAGAGUGUGCUUGCUAAUGAACCUGUCACUGUCAAGAGUGGCCAAAACGGAGUCGAAGUUAAACCUCAGGGGGUGAGCAAGGGUCUUGUGGCAAAACGGCUACUCACUCUAAUGCAAGAGAAGGGAAUAUCGCCCGAUUUCGUACUGUGCAUCGGAGACGACAGGUCAGAUGAAGACAUGUUCGAGGUUAUUUCAAGCUCCAUUGCGGGCCCCACCAUAGCACCUCGUGCAGAAGUGUUUGCAUGCACAGUUGGACGAAAACCGAGCAAGGCUAAAUACUAUCUCGACGACACAGUCGAGAUUGUUAGGUUGAUGCAAGGUUUAGCCUCUGUUGCCGACCAGAUGUUCGUAUAAUAUUUAUAAUAUUAAUCUCUCUGUUAAUUGUAAAUUAUAGACUCAGAAAUGUGUUUUUCCUUUUUUUUUUUUUUUUUUUUUGGGAUAUUUUAAUGCCACGUGGUUGUUUGAUGAACUUAUGGGGUUGAGGUGUAUAUAUAAGAGGUCUUGGUUUAGUUUCUUGCA
This is a messenger RNA of Erythranthe guttata (spotted monkey flower), 3225 nucleotides long. It is a transcript of the gene ATTPS6, whose product is annotated as UDP-Glycosyltransferase / trehalose-phosphatase family protein. The record is from RefSeq and is a predicted model, not a curated record. Lineage: Eukaryota; Viridiplantae; Streptophyta; Magnoliopsida; Lamiales; Phrymaceae. Gene Ontology annotation, molecular function: trehalose-phosphatase activity. Gene Ontology annotation, biological process: trehalose biosynthetic process. Gene Ontology annotation, cellular component: cytosol.